Messenger RNA from Cynocephalus volans (Philippine flying lemur), 14757 nucleotides. RefSeq names its product homeodomain interacting protein kinase 2 (gene HIPK2). Lineage: Eukaryota; Metazoa; Chordata; Mammalia; Dermoptera; Cynocephalidae. Bases 155 to 3742 code for a protein of 1195 amino acids. Gene Ontology annotation, cellular component: cytoplasm; PML body; nucleus. The transcript has 15 exons. Gene Ontology annotation, molecular function: SMAD binding; protein tyrosine kinase activity; transcription corepressor activity. The record is from RefSeq and is a predicted model, not a curated record. Gene Ontology annotation, biological process: peptidyl-serine phosphorylation; peptidyl-threonine phosphorylation; intrinsic apoptotic signaling pathway in response to DNA damage by p53 class mediator.
AAGUGAGGCGGUGAUGCGGGCGCUGGCGGCCUCGGCUGCGCCGAGAGCGGAGACACAGGCUCAAGAUGGCAGAUUCCGACUGAGGCUGAGGGGGCCAAGCUCGCGCGCCGCUGUCCCUUCUCCGUUGCCAUGAAUCGCGGACACCCCGGCCCCGAUGGCCCCCGUGUACGAAGGUAUGGCCUCACAUGUGCAAGUUUUCUCCCCUCACACCCUUCAAUCAAGUGCCUUCUGUAGCGUGAAGAAACUGAAAGUAGAGCCGAGUUCCAACUGGGACAUGACUGGGUACGGCUCCCACAGCAAAGUGUACAGCCAGAGCAAGAACGCACCACCUUCUCAGCCAGCCACCACAACCGUCAGCACCUCCUUGCCAAUCCCAAACCCAAGCCUACCUUACGAGCAGACCAUCAUUUUCCCAGGAAGCACCGGGCACAUAGUUGUAACAUCAGCAAGCAGCACUUCUGUCACUGGGCAAGUCCUCGGUGGACCACAUAACCUAAUGCGUCGAAGCACUGUGAGCCUUCUUGAUACCUACCAAAAAUGUGGACUCAAGCGUAAGAGUGAAGAGAUUGAGAACACGAGCAGCGUGCAGAUCAUCGAAGAGCAUCCACCCAUGAUUCAGAAUAAUGCAAGUGGGGCCACUGUAGCCACUGCCACCACAUCAACUGCCACCUCCAAAAACAGUGGCUCCAACAGUGAGGGUGAUUAUCAGCUGGUCCAGCAUGAAGUGCUGUGCUCCAUGACCAACACUUAUGAAGUUUUAGAGUUCUUGGGCCGAGGGACGUUUGGGCAAGUGGUCAAGUGCUGGAAACGGGGCACCAACGAGAUUGUGGCCAUCAAGAUCCUGAAGAACCACCCGUCGUACGCCCGGCAAGGUCAGAUCGAAGUGAGCAUCCUGGCCCGAUUGAGCACGGAAAGCGCCGAUGACUACAACUUCGUCCGGGCCUAUGAAUGCUUCCAGCACAAGAACCACACGUGCUUGGUCUUUGAGAUGCUGGAGCAGAACCUCUAUGACUUUCUGAAGCAAAACAAGUUCAGCCCCUUGCCCCUCAAAUACAUUCGCCCAGUCCUUCAGCAGGUAGCCACAGCCCUGAUGAAACUCAAAAGCCUGGGUCUUAUCCAUGCUGACCUCAAACCAGAGAACAUCAUGCUGGUGGAUCCAUCUAGACAACCAUACAGAGUAAAGGUCAUCGACUUUGGUUCAGCCAGUCACGUGUCCAAGGCUGUGUGCUCCACCUACCUGCAGUCCAGAUACUACAGGGCCCCUGAGAUCAUCCUUGGUUUACCAUUUUGUGAGGCAAUUGAUAUGUGGUCCCUGGGCUGUGUCAUUGCAGAGCUGUUCCUAGGUUGGCCAUUAUAUCCAGGAGCUUCAGAGUACGAUCAGAUUCGGUAUAUUUCACAAACACAGGGUUUGCCAGCUGAAUAUUUAUUAAGCGCAGGGACAAAGACAACCAGGUUUUUCAACCGUGACACAGACUCGCCGUAUCCUUUGUGGAGGCUGAAGACACCAGAUGAUCAUGAAGCAGAGACAGGGAUUAAGUCAAAAGAAGCAAGAAAGUACAUUUUCAACUGUUUAGAUGAUAUGGCCCAGGUGAACAUGACAACAGAUUUGGAAGGGAGCGACAUGUUGGUGGAAAAGGCAGACCGGCGGGAGUUCAUUGACUUAUUAAAGAAGAUGCUGACCAUAGAUGCUGAUAAGAGAAUCACUCCGAUUGAAACCCUGAACCACCCCUUUGUCACCAUGACACACUUACUUGAUUUUCCCCACAGUACACAUGUCAAAUCAUGUUUCCAGAACAUGGAAAUUUGCAAGCGUCGGGUGAAUAUGUAUGACACGGUGAACCAGAGCAAAACCCCUUUCAUCACACACGUGGCCCCCAGCACAUCUACCAACCUGACCAUGACCUUUAACAACCAGCUGACCACUGUCCACAACCAGGCUCCCACCUCCACCAGUGCCACUAUUUCCUUAGCCAAUCCCGAAGUCUCCAUACUAAACUACCAAUCUACACUCUACCAGCCCUCAGCGGCAUCCAUGGCUGCAGUGGCCCAGCGGAGCAUGCCCCUGCAGACAGGAACUGCCCAGAUCUGUGCCCGGCCUGACCCCUUCCAGCAAGCUCUCAUCGUGUGUCCUCCCGGCUUCCAAGGCUUGCAGGCCUCCCCCUCUAAGCAUGCCGGCUAUUCAGUGCGGAUGGAAAAUGCAGUUCCCAUCGUCACUCAAGCCCCAGGAGCGCAGCCUCUUCAGAUCCAACCAGGUCUGCUUGCCCAGCAGGCCUGGCCAAGUGGGACCCAGCAGAUCCUGCUUCCCCCAGCGUGGCAGCAGCUGACUGGAGUGGCCACCCACACAUCAGUGCAGCAUGCGACUGUGAUUCCUGAGACCAUGGCAGGCACCCAGCAGCUGGCCGACUGGAGGAACACGCAUGCUCACGGCAGCCAUUACAAUCCCAUCAUGCAGCAGCCCGCGCUAUUGACCGGUCAUGUGACCCUUCCCGCCGCCCAGCCCUUAAAUGUGGGCGUGGCCCACGUGAUGCGGCAGCAGCCGACCAGCACCACAUCCUCCCGGAAGAGUAAGCAGCACCAGUUGUCUGUAAGAAAUGUCUCUACCUGUGAGGUGUCCUCCUCUCAGGCCGUCAGCUCCCCUCAGCGAUCCAAACGCGUCAAGGAGAACACGCCUCCCCGCUGCGCCAUGGUGCACAGCAGUCCAGCCUGCAGCACCUCGGUCACCUGCAGCUGGGGCGAUGUGGCCUCCAGCACCAACCGGGAGCGGCAGCGGCAGACGAUUGUCAUUCCUGACACCCCCAGCCCCACGGUCAGCGUCAUCACCAUCAGCAGUGACACAGAUGAGGAGGAGGAACAGAAACACGCCCCCACCAGCACUGUCUCCAAGCAAAGAAAAAACGUCAUCAGCUGUGUCACUGUCCAUGACUCUCCCUACUCCGACUCCUCCAGCAACACCAGCCCCUACUCUGUGCAGCAGCGCACCGGGCAUAGCACCACCAACACCUUUGACACCAAGGGAGGCCUGGAGAGCCACUGCACGGGGAACCCCAGAACGAUCAUUGUGCCACCCCUGAAAACCCAGGCCAGCGAAGUGUUGGUGGAAUGUGAUAGCCUGGUGCCAGUCAACACCAGUCACCACUCGUCCUCCUACAAGUCUAAGUCCUCCAGCAAUGUGACCUCCACCAGCGGUCACUCUUCAGGGAGCUCAUCUGGAGCCAUCGCCUACCGGCAGCAGCGGCCAGGCCCCCACUUCCAGCAGCAGCAGCCGCUCAAUCUCAGCCAGGCUCAGCAGCACAUCACCGCGGAGCGCACCGGGAGCCACCGACGGCAGCAGGCCUACAUCACUCCCACGAUGGCCCAGGCUCCGUACUCCUUCCCGCACAACAGCCCCAGCCACGGCACUGUCCACCCCCACCUGGCCGCCGCUGCCCACCUCCCCACCCAGCCCCACCUCUACACCUACACGGCACCAGCAGCUCUGGGCUCCACCGGUACUGUGGCCCACCUGGUGGCCUCCCAGGGCUCGGCGCGCCACACUGUGCAGCACACUGCCUACCCGGCCAGCAUCGUCCACCAGGUCCCCGUGAGCAUGGGCCCCCGCGUCCUGCCCUCACCCACCAUCCACCCGAGUCAGUACCCAGCCCAGUUCGCCCACCAGACCUACAUCAGCGCCUCACCAGCCUCCACCGUCUACACUGGAUACCCACUGAGCCCUGCCAAGGUCAACCAGUACCCUUACAUAUAAACACUGGAGGGGGGCGGCCGAGGGAGGACGGGAGGAGGGGAGGAGCUCCUGGGACCGAGGUGGGAGCUGGCUUUUUAUACUGAAGAUGCCGCACACAAACAAUGCAAACGGGGCAGGGGAGGGGGCAGGGAAUGGGACGGGACACAGGAAACUUGAACUAGCAAGUGGGAGGACUUAGAGCAGAGAAGAGAACAUUUUAAAAAGGAAGGAAUUAAGGAGGGUGGAAAUCUAUGCUUUUUAUUUUAAAAACGAAAAAGGCAAAAAAAAAGAAAACGUCAGUAACAACACAGCUCACGAACCCAUUCUGUACCAAACUGGAAAGGAGAAGAAGAGAGCAACAGGAAGAUUCUGGAAGUGGGGGGCCCCAGUUUUUGAAGAACUUUAUCUAUGAACUUUUCAAAGAUUAUUUUCGUAUGGCAGCAAGUAACCUUGAAGAAUUUGCUGUCAGAGACACCUGAUAUGGAAAUCCAAUAGAUUUUUAAUUAAUUGAACAUAAGAAUUAGGGAUUUUUCCAGAACUCUAAAGGGUCAACACCCCUCCAGAAUGUCAGGCUGUGGCCUGAGGAAGCUGAUAUACACGGGUUGGUCUGGGGUUGGCAAAACCCAGUUGUGGCUCAUUUGUCAGGAAUGUUGGGGAACGGCCAGGCCAAGGGAAGAUCCCCUGGGGAAGGGGCAGAUUUUCUCUUUCUGAGCACUCUGGAUAAAUCCCUAAGCAGUGUUAUUCCUCAAAUAUCAUUAACAAUGUGUGUUGCAAACUUUAGUUUUUUUCUUUUCUGAAGAUUGACUUUCUCUGAACCAACCCCUAGUCACAUAGGGCAGGGUGUGGUCAUCAUGGACACCCUAGUAGAAUGUAGCACUCUGCACUCUGCUUUCUACCUUGUGUUCAACUCCAGUGAUGCCAAUAGACUGUUCCUCAGUGUAAUUGCACAAAAAAAAAGUGGUAUACCAUAGGCAUGUAACCAAUGUGGCGGUCCAGGCAUGCGAGCGCGUGUGCAAGGGGUGUGCGUGGGGGAGCCACCCUCCCGCGUGUCCCUGGCCACGGCCGCCCUCGCAGUCCUGAUUUUACAUCGUUCCCUCCUAGUGCCUUACCGAACGACAGACGCAGUGUAAGGGUUUACUUCCACUGGUACUCCAAGAAACUGACCGAGGCUAGUCAGAUCACAUCUCAGCUCUUCUGUUGUGACAUUUGACUCUGGUCAUUCCUUUGUUUUUGUUUUUGUUUUUUCUCUUAGUUCUGCUUCCCGUUGUCAGUCUUGGGCUGUUGGCUGGCAGAAGGCUGGCAGGGGCUGGGAGGAGAGCAUCCACGCAUCUGGAGAGAGAUGUAGGAGAUGGAUGAUGGGUGGGCGCUGCUGGUGACAGGGAUGGCGUUAGCUGAGUUUUGCUUUUGGGGGCAGAGACCCAGAGAGCUGCCCUUCACUCUCACUUCACUCUGCUCAUCAGACCAGCUCUGCCAUUUGUGGGACCAGAGGUGUUAGGAAUGUUGGCCUUGCCAGGCAGCCACCUCCAGGCCCACCGUGACCUUCCUGUGGCACCGUCUGCAGGAAGGAGAACAGGCCAGUCCCCAUCUUGGGCUGCGUCCCCCCAUCCCUUCCACCCAUGAGAAGCCUGGUGUUCCCAGACUCAUCCCUCUCACCCCGACCCCUCCACUCUAUCCUCCAGCUCCCUGGGCUGUGUUUGCUCUCAUGAUUUUUCCAGAUCCCUCCCUCUAUAGACAACCACCAACCUCUGUCUGCCAUUGAUUCUUUCCUCACAUUACCUAGGUCUGCCCAAGACAUGAUUUUGGUUUGGGAUUUUGAGGGGUCAGGUGGACAGAGGUUGGAGCAAUGCUUAUGAGGGUGGCCAGGGGGUCUUACACUGCACUUUGGAAAACACUCCCACGGACAGUUAAGUCUCCAAAGAAAUCUGCCCUUUGCCCUCUCUGCACCCUUGAUAAAUUCUGGAAGUUUUCUAAGCCUUUGAACACUGCUGGAGGCUGGGAGCGAGGGGGUGGGUGGGUGUCUCUCUAUUCAUAAUAAAUAACUCUGAAAUGCAUGGGGAGACUACGGUCAAGGAUGAGGCUUAAAAGGGAGGUUCUAAGUGCUCGAUUCUGAUGCUGAGUGCUUAACUGACCCCACAGCCAAGUCUCCAAGGUGCAAAGAGGUCUUUCCAGGUCCAGCAGUCCCAUCCUCAUCCUCCCUCCCUUCCUUCCUCACUCUGGUCUCCCCGAGCGAUCUACUGUGAAAGGGGUUUUUGAGGUGAUAUCCAACCUAAUUCAGUAACAAAGCUGUUACUUAGCUCAUAGCUGUGAAAUAACUCUGGAAAUUUCCCCACCCCAACCAUAAAUUCAUACUUAUAAAGAAAUAGGUCCUCAAACUGGAAAAUAGGUCCCCAGACUCAGACCACACCACCAAGCGGGUGCUAGCAGGGAGGUGCUCUCGUCUCGGGGCCAUGAGCAAUACUGUCCUUAUCCGGAGGUGGAGAAGUGCCAUCAUUCUGAGACAAUGGUCAGUUCAGAGAGGGGCAGAGGACAAAGCCUUCAGAGGACUCACAAGCCAGAGCCGCGCCAGCCUGGAAAAUCAUCUGUGAGGGACUUUCUGGCAGCCAGAUGGCAGCAGUGUCCCAUCCAAUCUCCUCCUACCGUGCUACAGGGUGUCUAGUCUUGGCUGCAAAUGAGCCUCUGUUUGCCUUAUUGGGUAGCACCCUGGACUCCCCAGCACAGUUCAGUUCCAGCCCUUUCUAGAUCUGGUCUUUUCAGGGAAAAGACAACUUAAAAUGUUCUUUCCAUUUCAAAGAAAUUUCUUUUGUCUGCAUAAGUUGGAAGCUUCUUACUCUGUCACCUGACAUUUUCUUUCCUUUUCUUCUCCCAGAUCAGGAAUAAAAGUUCCAUGCUGCUCAUAAAGAUAAUAUUACUGUACUAAUUAUUUUUGUUAUUACCAUUGUAAUUAUGAUCAUUAUCAUCAUGUUGAUAUUUUAGUCAGGGUUUUAAAUGCACAUUUAUUCUAAGUAUCUUUGUGUUUUCUCUUUAAUAUUUAAACUUAUUUUAUUAUAUCUGUGAGUAUAUAAGUAGACAGGAGGGACAUACAGAUGUCCAGUUUUGUCAGACAAAAAAGGAAAGAGCCAGGAAUUAGGAAAAUUGUUUCUGUCAUCUCUAUUAUGCAGAGAACCGUCAAGAAAGAUCUACCACAGAACAACAGAUUGCAUAAGAAUCAAGGUCUCUUUUUCUGUACAGCCCAGAGUGCUCUUGACAACAAGGUCACCAUCAAUACUGUAUUUUUCUCAAUUCCCAGUGGCCUGGGACGUCAUCUGGGGAGGCAUCUCGUGGACUCGGGAAUGCUGAGUCCCUGACUGUUGACCAGAGACAGCUUCUCCCCCCUGUUCUCUGUUCUCUCUUCUGUGCUUCUGAAAUCUGCUAACCAGAUCCUUGGCUUGCCUCACAUCUGUUAUUUAAGCGAAAAAUUCUCUCUGCCCAGAGCUAACCCAGCCCACCCUUUUCCCGUCAGCACACCCGGAGGGUGGCUUAUACCCUUCAAUGAAGAGACGGUUGUCCCCUCCUGACAGCCACUGGGUAUAUUAAGCUGAUGGAAGAGAUGGGCAGGUGGUGCCUCCCUGCUACUUCCACUCAGUAGCCCACCACCCGCGUCUUCCCUCUGCCCCUCCGCUUCUGACACAUCCCCCCAGCACACAGUUCUAGCAAGCCCAGGAAGGGUGGAGGCUGAGUAGGAGGCCAGAGGAGCCCUGAGCAAAGUCCAGCAGCCACUCAGGCACGUUCCCUCAGAAAUUGUCAGCCCUGCAGCCCUGACCACGCCCCUUUGCACUGCGCUGUGUGUGAUGGGUGCCCCCACGCUGCCCACAAAACCCAGACACUACCAGGCCCCAGAUGAAGAAAGGGUUGAAGUGGCCGGCUUUACCAAAGGGAAGUGAGACAUCAGGCAGUGCCCAGCCCCAUGGACGCCCAGCAAACGUUAGUGCACGCCCUUGUCAUCCUCACCUGAUGCCUCCUCUAGUCCCAAGCAUGGAGCUGCCGCAUCACAGGCCCCAUGAGACGAUCCCAGCAGGAAGGGCCAGUUCUGUGGGUGCUCAUUAGCACACUUCCCAAAUCUCCCAUCAGGUCCUCCAGCACUGAGUCGCCCUAGCAAAUAGGAUGCUGUCCCUCGGACAAAGCUCUCAAGCAGAGGGAUGACAACCUAGUCCUUGUUUAGACCACAGAUAAUCUAGAAACAUCGUCCAGAGUGAGAGGGGAAGAUUGAAAAGGACAGGUCAAGAGACGUCUGUUGGGAGCCUGAAGAGCCACAGGUCGACUUGCCUCUGCUCGCCGGGCUCUGGCUGGCCUGUCAGGGCAUUGGCACCCCUGUCUCCAUGCUUCAUGCCUCUUCAUGAUGUUGCAAUGUUUCCAAGGGAGGGGGUGAGCAAGCCAAUGGGUGGGAGAGUCCAAGACUUGAUGCCAAUUACUACUGUGAAGUGGAGCGUGUGGUCAAAGUGAUUCAGAAGAAAAGGAAGGUCAGGAGCAAACCCACGUUUGUCUCCUGGACUGUACUUGGGUUUCUAGCCUUACCAGCAGCUGAGUUGUUUGCAGGCUGUGGAAGCCAGCCGGCCUUCGCCCCCUUCACCCUGGAGGACUCCACCUGCCCGGGUGUGGGACGUGGGGAAGGGCAGGGGAGUUUAGCACAGCUGCUAGCAGGAUGAUUUCCCUUGGUUAGGUCUCGGGAACUGCAAACACUCACUUGUGAACCGCUUGUGGUGGAAGAUUUGGGUUGUGCGAGUGGUAUGAGCGGGUGGAGCAAACGCUCUUGGAAACCAGAGGGAGGAGGUGAGGAGGCUUAAGGAAGUAUUGCUGGUGGUUCCUGGUGGAGAGAGCCACGUGGCUCGCCCGCCUUCAUCCCAGUUCUGUCGGCUGCUCAGGGCAGGGGUGAUGGGGGAUCGUUGCUCUGGCUGGCCUGUCACAUGGCUGCUAGGACAGAAAAUGGAAAGAAGAAAAUAGCUAGGUGCCCUCAACUAGCAGGGAGAAUCCCACAGGGAGGCGUGGUCCCAUGUGAGGGGUUUUGCCACGACACGUUCCUGCCCCAGGAACUUUGGGCUUCUUUCCCUGUUUGUGUCUUUUCUUUCUACUGUGUUUUACAGAUUUCUAAUGGGGAAGCCUCAAAAUUAAGCAGGCCAGAGAUGUCCUUACCAAAUUGAAAGGAAGGUGAAACUGUUCCUUUCUUUAGCCAAAGAACCCUUCUCAAAGACACCUCAGAUCAGGACACAAUGGCAUUCCCCUCACUCCUUUCUGGGCAAUAAUGGCAUCAUUAGUGAUGCAUUCCAUUUGUCUUUCUCUUUCCUCUCUUCUGUUUCUUUUAAUUGCGUUUAUUUCAAAACUGCACUUACCUUUUAAGAGGAGUUGGAGUAGUGACCCUAAAUGCUGCUGCUGGGAAACCACAGGCACCACACGACACGUGGCAUAACUCUUCUCGCAUUACCACGGGCAUGGAGCCAGCAGACCUGCCAGGCAGGGCCGCUGCAUCAGGGCCCAGGCACGCCAGGGCUGAGCUCAGGGUCGCGGUACUUUUCCACUUUGAUGCCUUAGGACUCUCACAUCUAAACGCCACAGUCGAGACCCAGUCAAAUCUCAGGCCAGGAGAGAAUUGAAGAUGGCAAAAUAGGAUUUAGACACAAGAGAAGCCCCUGAAAGGCUUUUGGCACCGUGCCUCACUCUAGUGACCCAGCUUAGUAGGGAUAGUAGGAGUUGUCUUCAUUGCAACUUCUAGAAGUUUGAGAGAGAGCUAGCUCCAGGCAGUUCUGCCCCUGCCAGUCACACUGUCACAGAACACCAGCACCAGAGGGGGUCUUCCCGGUGCCCCCAGUUGGACUUGCACAAGCCUUUGAGAGCCCCUUGUCUCAGACCCCUACACGAAAGCGUUAUGUUGCCCAUCUCUUACUUGUUAGAACUUGCAGUAUUCCACAGGUGAGGAGUAGCCAGCGUUUGUUGAAUGCUUUCAGCACUCCAGGCCCUGCACCAAGCCCUCUGUGAGCCUCAUCUCAUGACAUCCCCACAAGGAGGGGUGAACACUGCCCCCCAUUUACAGAUGAGGAAGCUGACGCUGUAAAAUACUGGCAUGUGUUGAAACAAUACAACGGUGAUCUAGAAUCCUCAAGUUGCUAGUCAAUUUUGUGUCAAUCAGGGCUUUAUUGAGGUGUGAUUUUGUUUCCCUUUUUUAAUUAAUAGCAAUGAGUGGCCUCAUCUUUCUGAUGAACCAUUUAAUGAUACUCCCAUUUAACUGUGUGCCAAACACUGUGCUAAGAAAUGCUCAUUGGUUGUCAUGUUUAAUUUAGUCUUCAUAAUAACCCCGUGAGAUUUGCCAUAUCGGUCCAUUGACAGAUGAGGCAUCUGGCUUGCAGAGCUCAUAAUGUGCCCAGGGCCACACAGCUAGUAGCAGGAGAGCCAGGGUCUGAAACAGGGUCUACACAGCUCCAGACUGAGCCUCAGCCGUCUCCUGUGCGUAUGUGCAAAGAAAGGCCCUUGAGGACUGUUACCCUGUGCCAUCCUCUCAUCGCAGAACUCAGCAGAAGGUCUGUGCAGAGAGGGAGUCCUGACGCAUAUGCAGGCAACAGGGGCAAAACUAGUUUGACUUCUAGAGAAAAUCUCUGUUAUUUUGAUUCAUAAUAGGAUUGCUUCUAGAUUUCUUUUCAGUGUGCCAACUUGCUUUAGUAGUGCUGCUCUUGUAAGACUGAAGGAAAAAAAGUGUUCUUUUCUUCUUUUAAAAAAAAUAAUUUUUCUUCCUUAUAGUUAAUUCUAGAAAGGCAAUACUAAAGGUAUAUAUUUUUUCAAAAUGCUAUUUUUUACUGCACUUGAUAAAUACCGUGACAAUUCUGAUCUCUGUAAUAGAUCCACUCUUCAGCUCUGGGCAGAACCAGAUGCGGGAUUCACACCAAAUUUGAAAAUAUCACGUGUGGGUCUGGUGUCCAGGAUUUUUUUUCUUUCUGUAGAAAAAGGAAGAAAGACAAGAUGACUUAGGUAGAAGAACAAAAUAAAGUUUUCUUUCCAGAUAGAUAUCCUUCUCAAAGAAAUGGAAAACAACAAUUGUAUAAACUGAGGAAAAUCAGCCAACUAUCAGAUUUAAGGAAGUAGCGCGUCUUGCCCUGGUAUGAGAUUAAUAGUAACACAGAUGCACUUUUAUUUUUGGUUGAAAGGUGGCAAGAAUUUAGAAGUGCUUUCAGGCUAGAUCUUUAAUUUUUUAAAGAACUAUUAUUUGUUAUGAAAUAUCUGCUCAGUUGUUUGGGGUGGGUUUCUCGUUUCUUUUUUUCUUUUAAAAACUUCUUUGUUAACUGGCUCCAGGCUUGUUUGCCUAAUUCUUAGGUAGUUUACACAAGUUCUAGAAUCUUUUAGAACUUUAAUUCCAUUGGAAGCAAACCCAGCUAAUCAGAAUUUGAGAUCUUGGUUGGUUUGAAUAGGUAUUCUGUAAUUCUGACAGAACACCUAGAGAUUUUUUUUACAAGGUUUUAGAUACAUUAUCUUACACAAACUGUGAUCUAAUGGCAAUAAUUACCUCAAAUGUGGGCAUUCAUCCUGGUUUUAGCCUUUUUUGAAAUCAUGUAGCCAGUUUGAUCUUGGGAUUUAAAAGACUAUGAAUUCUGUGUGGGCUGAAAAUAAUGAUUAAUGCACACCCUAAUCAUUGUUGCUUAAAUGAAUUCUGAAAAUAGUUCAUCUUUACAAAAAAAUUAAACCAAGGAAGAGAUUAUUCUUUGUGUUGUAAUCAAAUGUUAUGUUCAAGUGCACAUGUUGAGUAUAUAUGUUUUUAGCUACUGUAAAAUGUUGUUAGCCCCCUGAGAUAUCAAGAGAGUCACAUUUUAAAUGAGCAAACUAAAUAAUUGACUGGAUGUUUAGGCAUAUUUCUGGCUACAGUUUAUAGUUAAAGUGUUUUAUAGUUUACAUUUAAACUGGUACUUUUUAAAGACAAUUUCUGUUGAUAACUGACAUCUUCAAACCCCAGCAAUUGCCUUCUUAGUAGGAGGCCAUGUCUCCCCAAGGCAGGUGUGUCCUGCCCACACUGUUCUGUAGCGCAGCACAUGCAUUUCACUCCACAUUCUUGGUCUCCGUGUGAACUCAGGAGCAUGUGAAAGGAAGUCAGAUUGAUUGAGAAGGGGUGGGUGAGUCCAGAGCCUGGGCCAGACACGAAGCUCUUGUGCCACGUCAUGUCCACACUUGGUUUCAUGGCCUCCUCUUUGACAUCUUGGAAGAGGCAGCAAGAACAGAUACAUGGUUCAUUGAUUUUUGUCUUGAUUUGAAUAUUUAAUUAACAGAUCCACUGACUUCUGGUCACCAGGCAAUAGAAGACACUGGGAUUCAGGUGGCCCCCGGCGACAUUCUGAUCAAUGUUUUGCAGGGGAGAACCCUAUACCCCCGUGCCCUUGUUCAUUGGCUGGGUUUUCCAUGUAUCUGUUGUCAUUUAUUCAUUCUCCCUCAAGACAAAAUAAUGUACAAGGAUAUAUUUACCUUUCACUCCUUGUCAAACCUAGAUUUGAAACCUACUUCAGUGGGAGGGGACCUUGGAUUCCUUUCAGAGAUGGUUAAGUGCCGCUGAGCAGGAGAAGGAAUUGGGGAGCUGGGAGUUCCAUUGAGACCUGACCUAAAUGGAGAUCAUAUUUGUGAUGCCAAGAGAGAUGCUUCAGAGGUGGGAAUGGGCCCCAUUGUGCAGGAACAGACUGGGAAGAUGCCAGUUUCCCUAAGAGUUUCGGUCCGUUUUUUGUUCUCUCUCAUGCCGCAACCAAACUGCAGAGGACCCACUGUGAUCUAAAGGGAAUUCCUUUAGCAGAUAAGACCUUGAAAACCGCAAAACACCUGGGACCAGGGAACUUUUAAAAAAAUAAUGCAUUUGCUUUUUCUCUGUGAACUGCAUUGACAGUAUGUUCUUAUUACCAUUUUUGUUAGAAAUGUUAUUGUAAAAUAUUUUUCAUCUCAUCCAUCCUAAUCAUACUCCCAUGUUGCUGUUUGUAUGGUUUUUUCCCUUUGCAUUAAUUAACCAAAUGGAUUUUGUGUCAUUGUCUUUGGGGCUUACCCAUAUUUUCAAAAACUAGAGGUAUAGAAAUUGGCUUUUUUUUUUUUUGAAAAAUAAGUAUGUUGUAUAUGAAAAAGGGCUCUGCCAUUGCUCUCUCUAGUUUCAACCAGUCUCCAAACAAAUCUGUCCUGGGACUGCCCCCUUUCCUCGUGUUGGGUCACUGUCCCUGUAGCCACCUAUGCCUCCGCCCUGCUGUCACUUCAGCCCUGUCACCUCAACCAGGCACCCAGGAAGCUUAAGAGCCCACAGGAAGGGCCCCGUUAGCCUUCAGAGUCUCACGUCCCCCUCAGAGAGUUGCCUGCGGGGCUGAAGGGGCGAUGGAUUUAUUAUUGUUGUUUUCAUAAUUUGGCUCAGGUUAUAAGGAAGAUCUUGGGAAGUGGAAAGUGACUUGACUGUGCCCAUCCUGUGUAGCUUUCUGUGACUUCUGAACGGAGCCUAUGGCAUCCCCCUGCCCCCUCCCCCUGCAAAGCAGACACUCCUGUUUGCGCUGCCUCCAAGUCCGUCGCUCCCCCAACCAUUUGGCUUCCCUCUCUUUUGUGUUACUGCUCAUUUAAAGCUUUCUUCCAUGGACUUUCCAGGGCACAAUCAUUUCUGGCCCCCAAAGCAUCUCUUCAUCCUUUUUGUGUGCAUUUUUUUAACCAAAUGAAGUAGACAAGAAAGUCACACUUUGGGGCAGCAGAAUUUCUAGUUUAGUAGAAUCACUGUAUAGAUAUAGAUGAUAUAUAUGUUUGUGUAUAUAUAUAUCAAACCAAAUUUCUGAUAGGAGAAGUAUAGCUUUAUGGAUGAGGAGGAAGAGGAGCUCUUUAGAGGUCGGAGCCAGCGCUGGUGUAGUAGACGGUCCAGGCCGUGUCUCAGUGUCUCAGGCUGCUGAGGCCCAGCCAGCCCUUGUCAUGCCCCUCACGACAGCCGAGCCAGGUGGCCCCAAAGGGUACCACUGUUCCCUCUGGGUGCCCAGCAUGAAGGGCACGGAUGGGUGAGGGGGCAGCCCCAUCAGAGUAACUGGAGUUUUCCAUCCCGUUUUGCUUUGACCACAUGUAUUGAGCAGCAGCCUCCAAUAUUAUAUCACAUUUCCAAAAAUGGUAUCCAUUAGGAUGGAAAGAGAACAGAUCUGUAGAAAUGUUUACCUUUCAACUGCCCGUGAAUUCAGGACACCCUGGAUAGAAAGACUCACUCCCCAGAAUGAGACAGGGAAGAGGGAACCUGGCGGCACUCAGUCACCAGCCCGAGGAACGCGGCUCCCUCCCAAGGUCAUCUCGCCUGAUCUCUCUCCCAGGUCAUCUCAGCUCAGUCUCAAUACCCUAUGAAAGCCCUGGUCUGUUGUGUUCCUUCAUGUACGGUUUCUGUAAUAAAAAGUGUUAAUCCAUGUUAAUCUGUGUGAAAAUUACUGCGUGCAACAGUAUUUUCUUGUGUACCUCCUUUUCCUAUGUGAAUUGUCCCUCUUUUCUUUUUUAUUUAUAAAUGUCUACUUUUUUUUAAAGACAAACCAAUGUGUUGUAGACCUAUAUGUAACCUAUUCCUUAGUCUCAUAUUAUAGGUAUGUUAUAAGAAUGGAUAUUUUACUUGGCUUUAGAAUGUUUUACAAGAAAACUAAUUCUUAACUGAUCAAGUCCUUGCUACUAAAAUGCUUGUGUUUUUCAUCAUGACGUCGUGUGCUUCUAAAUUAAUAAUCAUUUUCGUUGUAGAAAAAUGGAGUGAAUUUAUAUUAGUCUUGGAAACUAAUAAUAGCAUUGUAAAUUUAUGAGAUGAUUUUAACAGAAAAAAUUAUAGAAGAAUAUAGUUAUUUUAAUUGUAAUAUUACUAACUGUAGGGUGAGAAAGGGGGUCCCAUUGUGGUGAACUAUGUUAUAGCUUGUUACUCACAGUUUCUUUUUGAUCAUUUUUUGGGUCUCUGAGGUGAAACGACUUACUAAUUAAAAUUUGUAAACUCACAUAUGCAUAUUGUAUAUGUGUAGAAAUGUAAUCACACUUUGUCUUGGAAUUACAUUAAACUGUUUGGAAUCACUGUA